Molecule: messenger RNA, 1348 nt
Organism: Saccostrea cuccullata (small rock oyster)
Lineage: Eukaryota; Metazoa; Mollusca; Bivalvia; Ostreida; Ostreidae
Product: CB1 cannabinoid receptor-interacting protein 1-like
Exons: 3
Coding region: 182-667 (161 amino acids)
Biological process (GO): negative regulation of signaling receptor activity
Cellular component (GO): plasma membrane
Molecular function (GO): type 1 cannabinoid receptor binding
Source: RefSeq, a predicted model, not a curated record
AAAACUAAAAAUGAAUCUGCAUGUUAUGAAGCAAGUCCUGCUGUUUAAGGGACGCACAUCGAUCGCAGUACUUAGCGACAUAGCAGACCAUUGAAUAAAGCUGUAAAUCUAUCACGAGUCUCCUCAGAACUGUGGAUCUUAUUAGGGGGACUGGGCCAUGAGGGGAAUACAGCAACAAUAAAUGGCCAGCAAGUUUAAAGUUCUUCUCUCUCUCAAACGGAAGGAGGGAGGCGGCGGGGUGUUCUACAAACACGACGGGGAGAGGUUCACCCAACCCCAUACUCUCAAACUGAACCAGAACACGGACUAUGUCGUCACCGUGCAAUCUAACAGGAAACUCAGAGACUUGAUAAUCCAUGGAGAGAGGUGUGAAGUAACGGAAGUGAAACGAGACAAAUCGAACACUUCUGAUGACUCUUUAAAAUUUUCCGCCAAUUUUAACACCACCGGGUACGCAGCAGAAAAGAAGAAAGGGCGGAAAGACAUUGCAGUGGCGCUAACGUUUGAUGAUGGCGCCGCAUUAACUGUUCUACUUCAGUGCAAGUUUUACAGUCAGAGUGAGAUAGAACAUUGUAGGUGGGGCUCUAGUCUCACAUGGAUCGAGUACGACUGUACUCUGACAGAGGGCCAGACCGGAGUUCAAGUCAACAAACACAAAUUUGUAUGACAACGUCCAUAGCAAUGUGAAUUAUUUUGUGGGAUUUUUUAAAAGUGGUUGCAUAGUUACCUUGACCAAUUUACAAUUUUAUGCAUGAUUGAUUGAGAAGGUUUUAAGACACCUCAGUCUACUAGUGACUGCUUUUUUUUUUACACUGCUUAGCAUAUUUUACUGUGCAUGUAAUUUGAUAAUUUUAACAAUUAUAAUUUUAAAUUUUGGACAAUAUCGUAUUUUUUUCAUUUAAACAAGCAAUAAUAUUUUCCAUUUGUAAUUGUUUUCUCUGUGACAACUCUUUGAAAGUUAGUCGAGUUGAUUUCUUCAUCAUUCUACCGGCAUGUGAAUUUCGCCAAGCGAUAGGUCAGGAGCUAAGGGGGCGUAAUAUGCAUUAAAUCUCAGGUGACUGUUUUUGUGUGUAACGUCAGUGAGCGGGGUCUAUUGAAUUUAUAAUUUUAUUUUACAAUGAAAUGGAAAUUUAAGGAAUCACUGUCUAGCUAGUUAGUAUAGUAUGCCACGGACAUCCUAGUAUCCCAGGUUUCCAACUAUCGUUGAUGCCCUAGCAUACUCUACUAACUAGACAGUGAUUUCUUUAUUACCAUUUCGUAUAUAUGUACAUGUAUAACCAUGUUAUCAUUUAUUAACCUGUAUAACUUCAUGUAAAUAAAACGGAACAAUUUUGGUCAUCCAAUGAAA